Scatophagus argus is the source of this 3234-nucleotide messenger RNA. RefSeq names its product phosphatase, orphan 2 (gene phospho2). The coding region runs from base 191 to 922 and encodes 243 amino acids. The record is from RefSeq and is a predicted model, not a curated record. The transcript is spliced from 4 exons. Gene Ontology annotation, molecular function: phosphatase activity. NCBI's taxonomy places the organism in Eukaryota, Metazoa, Chordata, Actinopteri, Scatophagidae.
UCUUCGUGUGAGCGUGUCUUACCAUAAGAAUAAGAAUAGGAAUAAGAAUAAGAAUAAUGAGCACUUCAACAAGCCGCACUGCACCAGCAGGGGGCCAUAAAGAGUCCACAAUUGUAGGACGUCAUGGCACGCAACAAGACGAGGAGGAAGACAGACCGGUGGACUGAUGUGAAGCAGACUGAGGUGAAAAAUGAAGACUUUGAUGGUGUUUGAUUUUGACCACACUGUGGUAGAUGACAACAGUGACACUUGGGUAAUAAGAUGCCUUCCAGGUCAGACUCUUCCUGACUCUGUGAAGAAGUCCUACAGAAAAGGCCACUGGACUGAGUUUAUGGGCAGAGUGAUGAACUAUAUAGGAGACCAGGAGAUCAGCCCAGACACGGUCCGCAGUGUGAUGGAGACCAUCCCCUUCACAGCUGGAAUGACAGACUUGCUGACAUUCGUAUCAGAGCAUAAAAGCACCAUUGACUGCAUAGUCAUCUCUGACUCCAACACCAUGUUCAUAGACUGGAUUCUCCACGCAUCUGGACUCCAGGCAGCUGUUGAUCAGGUCUUCACCAACCCAGCUAAGUUCAAUGAGCUCGGGUACAUGGAGGUACAGUGCUACCACUCACACAGCUGUGAGCGAUGCCCCGUCAACCUCUGUAAGAAAAAGGUCCUGGAGUUGUAUCUGUCAGAGCAGUCCGAUGAAGGUGUGGAGUAUGAGCGGAUAUUUUACGUGGGGGACGGUGGGAAUGAUCUCUGCCCUACUUCCUGUCUGAGAAGGCAUGAUGUUGCGAUGCCGAGGAAGGGAUACACCCUGGAGAAAUUGCUGGCGAAACUGAAAAGUCAGGAAGAUAACUCUUCUCUAAAAGCUAAAGUUAUUGCCUGGAGCAGUGGCACUGACAUUCUUCACGAACUGAAAGCAAGUAUGCAGUUGUAGCUUACUUGAUUGACCUCUCAGUUAUUGCACAUAUGGCAAAUAUUGAAUCCGUACUGUAGAGGGCAUGUGCUGCUCCCUGUAAUUGUUUGGGAAAAACAGAACAUUAAUAAUACAGUAUUUUUAUUAUUUAAAUCACAGUUUCGAUGGUGAAAUGAUUUUCAUUUAGUUACAAAUCAAAAGUUGAUUUGUUUUUAUUUCAUCUUCUUUGAAAAUAGUAACAGGCGUCUCAGUUCUCAUAAAAGGUUUGUCUUUUAUUCAGAGGUGGAGGUGGGGAAUUGAGGCAACUGAGCCUAAUAACAAUGCAGAUACAUAACAAAAACAAUGUUUACAUGUGCAGUGUAUGUUUUACUGUGGAUCAUGGGAGACUGAUGGAUUCAGCAUUUUUCUCAUUAUAGGAAUCUGUCAGAUUUUUUUUUUUCCAACUGCCAAAAUAAUUUAAAAAUGUGACUCUCCAUCUUUCUCUGCCUGUUGUCACUAUUAACUAAAAAUAUCAAAUUAACGUACUGGAGUAAAAAUCCAGUAUUUUCCAAAGUAGCAAAAAAUACUCAUUUUGAGAUCCUCAAAAUUUUACGUAAGUACAGUACACAAGUAAUAAGUAAUACUUUUGACGCUGAGAUCCUAAACAUUCAUUAUUGGUCUACCUGACUAGAAAUAAUCACUAUCGUUACUGGCCCUGACAUAAACAUAUCGUUCUAUCUCUGAGACCGCAGGUUGCCUGGAACAACAAUAUUUAUUGCAAUGGCAACUCUAAUGUCACUCUAAAGUAACCUGACCGCUUUUAACAGACUAUUUAGUUUGUUAGUAGGGCAUUAAAAGAAUAGUUUUACAUUUUGUGAAAUACAACUCGUCAUAUAUGCACUCCAAAUAUAAAGUUAGGUCCAGCAGCCAAUUAGUGUAACUUGAGAAAACAAGGAACCUGCUAGCAUAAAAUAAUGUUAUUUAGCUUCACUGGUGCUACCAGUUGUAUUUGUUACAAUUAGACAGAAUCUGGCUAGCUGCUUUGCCCUGUUUUCAGUCUUUGUGCUAGGUUAAGCUUAAUCACCUCCUGAUUCUGUCUCUAUAUUUUUCUGACAGACAUGAUGGUAGUAUUGAUCUUCUCAUUUAGCUCUAGUGAAUAAGCGUAUUGCCCAAAAAAUAACCCUUUAAGGCUAUUAGGCUAAUUUCCAGGUAUCACCCCUCAGCCAUGAAGCUCAAUAUUAAUGGCAUGAUAACAUGCUCACAAAUUUAUAACUCUCAGUUAUCACAUCAGUAAUGUGUGAAGGCUUUGCAGAGCACUUCAUUUGCUCCAACACUGAAACAUACAAAUAUACUUUAUGACCUUUCUGACCACCUUAUGUGAACAGUUUUUUUCUUUCUUUUUUUUUUUAACAAUAUACAUUUUGACUUAUCAAUAGGAAAAGCUCAGGUGGAAUUUAAAACUUUAACAUUGGCUCUGUUCUGUUCAAGCAGCAUGGGUGCUAGAAUCCAGCCACCAUUCACUCUGUUAUUUACACCUCUGCUUUUUCCACUGUGACAAAAUGUCUUCAGUGAUAAAAGGGUAUUAUAGUGCAGCUAAAAACAAUAUAAUUUUGUAUCAGGGCUGUAGCUACUGUUUUUUACACCUCCACAUUAAUUAAUCUUAUUUGCCCUUUUGGCUAAGUAAGAUUUAAAACACCGUUAAACAGUAUUUCCUCUGCUGAGACGUUUUUCUAAUUUCUACAGGGUGGAAACUAUUUUACUACAUAAAUAAUUCAUAACAUGUCAAAGUUGUAUAAUUUGACUUACAACUGCAGAAAAGUAUCAUCUCUAUUAGGAAAAAUAAGUUCCACUGCUACAAUCCUUGUAAUACAAUAUAUGAAGUAUGUGCUGUGAGCAUCUGUCCCGUCCUUAUUGUUUAAACCAGGUGUGCAUUAACCCAGUCAUGGUCAGUUUGAGUGUUACUGAAUAGCAUAAAUGUAAACUAUUUAUUUAAGCUUAAUUAACAAGAAGUCAAGGUCUUUUUUUCCUACAGUAGCCCCCAGACUUACUGAGAUAUGAUAAGUUUCCUAAAUAAAAUCCACACUUCAGUCACUUGAGAAGGUUAGAGGUUAUUUAGUAAUUUUAUCCAGAUUACUAUGACACUGUGGAUAGUACUGGAGUAAUUCUGGGAAUUUUACCAGGUUUUCUCAACGCCAGUUUAUGUGACCUGUUUCCAUCUUCGCUGUUCAUAGAAACACAUGCAUUGAGAGAUUUUAAAGAGAUUUUUAAUGACACUGUCAAGAGCCAAUAUGUGAAAUAUUAUUUGUUUUAUCUUGUAAUUCUAAUGAUGCAAUUAAAACCAGAAAUCUCUUGUA